AUGAUUACGUCAAGGAUAUUGACUGGUGCAUAUAUAUAUUCACAAGUCGAGAUCAUCACCCCCAACAAAUCAUCUUUAAUCACCAUGGUUGCAUUGUUCUCUCCUCCUGUGUUAUCGACCAAGGGGUGGCUCUUAGAGGAAGAGCCAUUAGGGUAUGAUAAUAACCAGAACUGCUUCUACAAAGAUGAUGUGUCCUCGGAGUACUCCUUUCCCUAUCAGUUUUAUUCACCACAGGCACAUAUUGAGGUUGAAAUAGAAAGGUCCUCUGCACCAUCCCCUGACCCUGUCAUGGUCAAGAAACUUAGCCACAAUGCUAGUGAACGUGAUCGCCGCAAGAAGGUCAACAACUUGGUUUCUUCACUUCGGUCUCUUCUUCCAGUGGCAGAUCAAACUAAAAAAAUGAGCAUUCCGGCAACUGUUUCUAAAGUCUUGAAAUACAUACCAGAGCUGCAACAGCAAGUGCAAGCACUAACAAGGAGAAAAGAGGAGCUUCUGGGCAGAAUUUCUCAGCAAUUGCAAGGCGAUGCAGUGAACAAAGAAUCUCAGAGGAACAUUUCUCAUCACAACUCUUCUUUUGUUGUCUCAACAAGUAGGCUCAACGAUUGUGAAGCUGUAGUUCACAUUUCCUCUCAUGAGACUCACAAGGCUCCACUAUCCGAGAUCUUGCACUGUUUAGAAAAUAAUGGCCUUUUUUUGCUAGAUGCUUCAUCCUCAGAAACCUUUGGAGGAAGGGUUUUCUACAAUUUGCAUUUUCAGGUGGAAAAAACUCAGAGAUUAGAGUCCCAGAUUCUAACUGAGAAGCUUUUACCAAUAUAUGAGAAGCAAAGCAUUUUAUAA
Messenger RNA from Sphenostylis stenocarpa, 837 nucleotides. NCBI's taxonomy places the organism in Eukaryota, Viridiplantae, Streptophyta, Magnoliopsida, Fabales, Fabaceae. The record is from the annotation of a GenBank genome assembly.